ACAAAUUGCGUGCGUUUAAGCAAUUCAAUUCAAUUCAAUUCAUUCAUUUGAUUGGUUGGUUGGUUGGUUGGUCGGUCGGUCGAUGGUGAAAUGAGUAAUUCAUUAAUAUCAAAAAAAAAAACAAAAUUAUAUUUCGCUAACUAAAUCGGUACUUCAUUAUUAACGGGUUGUUUCAUCAUCAUCAUCAUCAUCAUAUAAAAAUCAUCAUCAUAACAUAAUAUUGUAGUGGCCAUAAUACUACGCCUCAAAAAAAAAAUCGUUUGUUGUUUUUGGGUAAACAAACUUUAUAUAUUCGGUAUCGUCACUUAUUAUUAUUAUUAGAUGACUGUGAUUGUUUGUUUGCAUUGUAUUCACCAUAAAAAAAAGUCAAAUCUCGAAUAACAAAAACAACAACAACAACAACAACAACGACAAUGACAGCAGCAUUCUUAAAUUGGAUCAAUACAUUAUAUACUUAAAUAUUGUCGAUCGAUCAAUCAAUAACAAAUCAAUUUGCCUCGAAGGAAAGGAGAGAGUUGGAUACUCUUUUUCUUUUGUCGUCCAAUAAACCAUUGUGUCAAUAUACAAAUUACGAAUAAACCAAAAUUAUAAUAAUAAUAAUAAAAUCAACAAUCGAACAAACAAACAAAAAAAAAAAAAAAAAUUCAACCAUGAAUCGAAAUCUAGUCAUUAAAGAUGUGGAAAUAUUUCUUGAUCGUGAUCGUAAAAUAUUUGAAAUGGGUGAAAUGGUACAUGGAAAAUUACGUAUAGCAUGUCAAGGUGAAUUACAUCUAUCAAAAUUAAGAAUCGGUAUUGUUUGUAUGUCAAAAAUACGUAAUGCUGAUGAUACGUUUGAUCAGAAAAAAUUAUUGGAAGAAUUUUAUGAAUUACCACGUGCCGUUAGCUCACAAAUACUUCGUAGCGGUCGUCACGAAAUUCCAUUUCGUUUUCGUUUACCGGAUGACAGUGAAUCACCGCCAUCAUUUGAUGGCCGUUAUGGUUGUAUCAAUUAUUUUGUUGAAUGUAUAAUCGAUAAAGAUGGUGAACCUGGAUCAUCAUUGAAUCGUGGACAUCGUUAUGGUGUUGAAAUUAAACUUGAAAAUCCAGUACGUAAAAGCUUAAUGCUUUCCGUAAGUGGUAGUUCGGAAAAAGAUCUAGGAAUAUUCUGUUUUGGUUCCGGAUCUGUUUCGAUUGAAGCGGCAAUUUCACGUAAAGGACAUGUUGCAGGUGAAACAAUCAAAUUGAAAACAUUGAUUAAUAAUACAUCAACAUUAAAGGUACAACCACGUGCUGCAUUAUAUCAGACACAGAUAUUUAUGUCUGGUGAUCGUCAUCGAACAUUGGAAAUUGUUCUUGUCGAACCAAUCAAUGGUAGUGAAGUUGAUCCAACCGAAGUGAUUGAAGAUAUAAUCGAGAUACCAAUACCAACAAGAGCUCAAUUAACAAUGAAAUCAAGUAUAAUAACAAUCAAAUAUUUUGUACAUGUUACAUUGGAUAUACCGCACAAUAUUGAUAUACAUAUUAAUCUACCGAUUGUAAUUACAAAUAAAAGUGCUAUGCAAGAAGCACGUGAAUUAAAUCAUCAUCAUCAACAACAACAACAACAACAAGCAAUGAAUAGACAUUUAAAUUCAUUUGAUGAUAAGCCAAAAUCACGUAAAAUAUUGGGUAUUGCAAGCAAAGCAAGACAAGCAUCAACUAGCUCUUCCAAUUAUGAUGAUACCGAUGAAUUUGAAUGAUAUUUGUUUGUUUGUUUGUUUGGAUUGAUUAAUUAAAUACACCUAUAUACCUUCUACUACCUAUCUGCCACCAUCACCAUCACAAACCAAUUUUUCAUUUUUCACCAAAUAAAAAAAUUAGCACUUACCUCUAACAUUUUGUUAACACACACAAACACACAAAAACACAUUCGCUCACUCAUUUGGAAUUUUUUCGAUACAUUCAAUAAUCCUAAUUAUAACAGCAACAACAACAACAUCAAUCCAAUGGUGGUCAUUAAUUCAAACUAUUGUCAUCGGUGAUAUAUGAAAUUUUUUUUACACUACCCCCCCACACACACACGCACACAUACAUCGAUGAUGCAUAAUGCCAGAAUUAUUUCUCAUUUUUGCCUUGUUAUUCUCAAAAUUAUGCCUCAUUAUCAAUCAAAAACUAAGCGACGACGACGACGACGACAACAACCAAACAUACAUAAUAAGGCUGUUCAAUUCUGUUUGUUAUAUAUUAUAUUUGAAAAAAAGAAAAACAUUGAUCAAAAAAAAAAAUUAAUAAAAAAAAUGAUUAAAU
Messenger RNA from Dermatophagoides farinae (American house dust mite), 2265 nucleotides. RefSeq names its product arrestin domain-containing protein 3. The record is from RefSeq and is a predicted model, not a curated record. Gene Ontology annotation, biological process: protein transport. Lineage: Eukaryota; Metazoa; Arthropoda; Arachnida; Sarcoptiformes; Pyroglyphidae. Gene Ontology annotation, cellular component: cytoplasm.